Messenger RNA from Anastrepha obliqua, 2568 nucleotides. RefSeq lists its product as uncharacterized. The record is from RefSeq and is a predicted model, not a curated record. Lineage: Eukaryota; Metazoa; Arthropoda; Insecta; Diptera; Tephritidae. The transcript has a single exon. Gene Ontology annotation, molecular function: nucleic acid binding; zinc ion binding. Bases 1 to 2568 code for a protein of 855 amino acids.
AUGCAAGGGGAAGAUAUAGAUCGAACAGCCUUUCUAAGACUGAAAACCAAGGCUAUUUUCAACAGAUUGGAGCGCUUAAUCAAAGAGUUGGACUCAGACAAGCUGCACAGUAUGGACGAGUACAGUAUUUCGGCAACGCUAGAAUCUCUGGUCGAAUUGAAAUCCAUCUUUUCUGUCGCGCAUACAAGCUUAGAGGAAUUAGAUUUUGACUCCAUAGCCAGCGAUUUGCCGAGCCACUUCGAUGCUGCUCUAAUCAACCUUAGGGCUAGCUUGCAACGCGAGAUAGGUAAACGUAGUACCUCUCAACAUUGCUCCACGUUCAGGAUGAACUCCAGUGAAGCCCAAUCAAUCGUCGUGAACGCCAAUAGUUCACGUCUACCAUUACUAACGCUGCCUAAAUUUUGUGGGGCCUACUCUGAGUGGACAAAUUUCUAUUCGAUGUUCACGUCAAUUAUCGACAAGGACAGCGACCUCACAAACAUCGACAAACUACAACAUUUGUGUUCCUGUUUGAGUGGCGCUGCCCUCGACACCGUGCGCUCACUGGAAAUAAGCAAUGAUAAUUAUAAAACUGCUUUAGAACUUUUGCAGAAGCGUUUCGAUAACAAACGUCUUAUAUUUCAGGUACACGUCAGGGAUAUAUUUGGGCUGAGCAAGGUGGAUUCAAACGUAGGCAUGCUCCGAAAGCUGACAGACAAGGUCACUUCACACAUUCGUGCAUUACAGUCGCUCGCAUCUAACGAGAAAAUUGCAGACUGCAUCAUCGUACAAAUGAUUCUCCAGAAACUUGACAAAACGGCGCAGGCCAAAUGGGAGGAAACCUCUUCGAUCAGCGAGCUGCCAUCCUGGGAUCAAUUGACUGCAUUCUUGGAAAGGCGCUGCCGAAUGCUUGAGAAUGUUGAGCAUGCUGUUCAAGCACAGACUGGUCAGGCGUUAAGGCAUAGCAAAAACGACAGUAUUAGUCAAAGGAAAACGUUUGUCGCCUCCAAAGGCUCAAAACGUGUUUGUGUAUUUUGUGGAUCACCCGAGCAUGCAAUUUAUAGUUGUCAACUUUUCGCAAAUUUUGAUCCGAACUCGCGCCUGGGGGAAGUUAAGAAGCUUGCACUUUGUCUUAACUGCCUCAAGGCUGGCCAUCAAAUGCGGGACUGCAAAUCCGGAUCGUGCCGCACCUGCCAGUCGAAACACCACACGCUCCUGCAUUUUAACCGGUCAACUGCUUCGUUAACCGAUAGUCAAGCCGAUGCUUCAUCGGUGGCCACAAUUCGAUCCAGCGCUAUGACUGCAUCGAUAUCUGCUUCGCUUAAUGCCCCCGUGUCUCCUUCUGAUGCUGUGCUCCUAGCUACUGCCGUCAUUCUUGUAAAAAAUCGUGCUGGAAUCUUCGUGUCCUGUCGCGCUCUUUUGGAUUCUGGUUCCCAGUUGCACUUCGUCACAACUCGCUUCGCAAACCAACAUCAGCUGAUCAAAACAAAAGCUUCUGCUACAGUCUCUGGAAUUGGAGAUGCCAACUUCCCAGCGGAAGGUUACUCACUCGAUCUCGUACUUAAGUCGCGGAUUUCAGAUUUUUCAACAAGCAUCACUGCCCUUGUUGUGAAAACCAUCACCGACAAUCAGCCUGGCUGCUCCGUGAGCACCAACGAGUGGAAUGUUCCGUCGAAUAUACCACUAGCCGAUCCCGGGUUCAACUUACCACAGCGUAUUGAUCUGGUCAUCGGAGCAGGACUGUUCUUCGAUCUACUUUGUGUGGGUCAGAUACGCUUAGGAUCUGGUUUACCACUACUUCAGAAAACUCGUCUCGGAUGGGUGCUAUCUGGAGGUGGGCAACAAACUCCAAACCUGUCAUCAUUCGUCGUGAGGCAGAAAUCUUCCAGUGGUCUCAUUCCCAGCACUCGGCUGGACUAUUUAGUACGUCGGUUUUGGGAGAUCGAGCACAUUUUCGAACCGAUCUCUAAGGCCUCCCAAGAAGAUCUUGACUGCGAAGCCCACUUCCAGGGAAAUUAUUUUCGAUUGCCAUCAAGUGAAUACUCUGUUCGUCUGCCCAUAAAACGCAGCAUGGAUGCCCUAGGAGACUCCUAUUUACAAGCUCGUCAACGCUUUCAAGGUCUGGAACGAAAAUUCGCCCGUAACCCUGAUCUAAAGGCAGAAUACAGUAAGUUUAUUAAGGAAUAUCUGGACCUCAACCACAUGUCGCUGGUUUCCAACGAGGUUGUACAACAAUGCAAGUACUUCCUGCCACAUCAUUGCGUUAUUAAGGAUGACAGUAGUACAACAAAAUUGAGGGUGGUUUUUGAUGGAUCUCCAACCACUACCUCAGGUUUUUCGUUAAAUGACCUACUCAUGGCAGGCCCAACUAUUCAACCGAAGCUUUUUCAUAUUCUCAUUAAAUUUCGUACUUUUCCUAUAGCACUUACUGCAGACAUCUGUAAGAUGUAUAGGUGUGUUCGCGUCACUCCACCGGACAACAUGCUCCAAUGUAUUUUGUGGCGAGAAUCUCCACAAGAAGACUUUCGCAUCUAUAAGGUCGACACGGUGACGUAUGGAACUAAGCCUGCAGCGUUUCUAGCCAUCUGA